GGAACCUGUAUUACCGGAAAGAGUACGCUUUUGGCGAUGAUUUGCGUGGUGCACGGCGUUUCCCCAAAACCUCCAUGAAUUAGCGCAGGAAGUUCAAUUUUCACCCUCAAUGUGGCUCCAUAAGUAUAGCAAGAAAACGAAGUAAGAGGCGGUUCUUACAAAAAAAAGAAGAGAGUAAGGGGCUGUCAAAAAAAGGAAAAAAAAAACGGAGCAAAAGAGACAAGAAGACCAUCAUCUCGGCAUCUCCCCGGGCGCAAUGCUACAAUACUCCUUCGUCACCUUUGACCCCCACUGCCUUGCCUGCGCUUUUUUUUUAUAAAAGAGAAAGAUCGCUCACGCACAUCGCAGCUCCCCCAACACGACACCUCAAGAGAAGAAGCGGCAGACACAGCAGCGCAGCCGCAGCACCACCAAGGCCCGAGGCCGGAGUCGGCUACCGAUGGGGAACAGCAUUGGGGCCAAGCGCAAGGGCGCCAAGGUGAUGCAGCUGGACGGCACCUCGUUCCGCGUCAAGCCCCCGGCCGCGGCCGCCGACGUGCUGCGCGACCACCCGGGGUUCCAGCUGCUCGAGUCGGAGGAGGUCAAGCUGCUCGGGGCGCGCGCCCGGCCCCUCGCCCACGAUGCGCCGCUCCGCCGUGGGAAGCUCUACUUCCUCGUCGCGCUCCCGCGGCGCCCCAGCGGCGGCGGCAGGGCCGGGCCCCCGCGGCGCGCCUGGUCGGGGAACCUCCGCGUGGGCGCCCGCGAGCGGCUCGAGUCGCUCAUGCUCACCCGCCGCUCCACCUCCGACCUCUCCUCCUUCCAGGGCGGCGCGUCCGCAUCCGCGCCGACAUCCCCGCUCCCUGGCGGCAUCGGCAUCGGCAUCGGCAUCGGCGGCGGCGGCGGCGGCGGGGGCGGAACGCCCGUGCGGCUCAAGAUGCGGCUGCCCAAGGCGCAGGUGGAGAAGCUCAUGGGGGAGAGCCGCGACGCGGCCGAGGCGGCCGCCAAGAUCAUGGAGCUCUGCGCCGCGGUGGGCGACGGCGGCGCCCGGGUGACGCCCGAGAGGCCGCCCGGGAUCCUGCGGAGCCCGCGGUUCGCCAAGACGCCCGAGUGGGGCUCCGGGUUCAUGCUCCCGUCGCCGGCCUCUGGGGCGCCCAGGACGCCGCAGAGGUGGCCCACGCUCCCCCGCACCAAGGAGGAGAAGCGAGCAAGGUUUGUGGCGCUGCCGGAUGAACUGAUAGCAUGACUGAAACUAUUCCCCUUGACGGAGACGAGUUAAAGAACAUCCAUCCUACUGUCCCAGCCAUGCUUGCUGAUUGUCAGUGUCAGACCGGGAGAUAUUAAGUUUAAAUGUAUAUCUCCUCGCUGAGUCAGUCAUACUUGGAUCGUUUGCUCUCUCUUACAAAAACAAAACAAAAAAACUGUGGUCUGAAGACGAGAAGCCGCCGAAUGGCUUCCAAUUUCACCUUUGAUUUUCGCAUCCAAUUCGUAUGUUUCUGGAUUCUCUCUUCUCCCUUGCUCUUGUGUUGUGGCUAGCCAUUGUCUUUCUUUUUCAUCUUUCUUUUGGUGGUUUAUUAUUAGCAGCCCACCAUUUUCGUGUGCUCUGUGCAAGCCACACCUGUCUGGGUCAACUCUUGUGCAGCAAUGUGCAUGAAUUGAAAAGAUGCCAAGCUGCAGCUCCAGGUUCUCUGCAUUAUCCUCCAAUGCACCAUCGAUCUCAGUAUGAUGAUUCAGUAGGACGGAGGUGCUGGUUAAUAAUAAUGGACCGUUUGCGUUGAA
Brachypodium distachyon (stiff brome) is the source of this 1755-nucleotide messenger RNA. RefSeq lists its product as uncharacterized. The transcript is spliced from 2 exons. The coding region runs from base 440 to 1222 and encodes 260 amino acids. Lineage: Eukaryota; Viridiplantae; Streptophyta; Magnoliopsida; Poales; Poaceae. The record is from RefSeq and is a predicted model, not a curated record.